Molecule: messenger RNA, 1518 nt
Organism: Penicillium canariense
Lineage: Eukaryota; Fungi; Ascomycota; Eurotiomycetes; Eurotiales; Aspergillaceae
Product: cytochrome P450
Exons: 2
Coding region: 1-1518 (505 amino acids)
Molecular function (GO): iron ion binding; heme binding; oxidoreductase activity, acting on paired donors, with incorporation or reduction of molecular oxygen
Source: RefSeq, a predicted model, not a curated record
AUGUCUAUCGAGGCUUAUCUCCUAUACGUCCUAUCUGCAGCCGUUCUCCUGCCCUGUCUCCUGAGGAAUCGAUUUAAGAGGGGCCUUAGGGACAUUCCUGGCCCUUCAUUAGCCAAAUUCACACGUUUGUGGAAACUCCACGAUGUCUGGAAGGGUGACCACCACAAUACUGCAAUUGCUUUGCACAGAAAACACGGAGCUCUUGUCCGCAUUGGCCCGAAACACAUCUCCGUCGGAGACCCUAAGGCUAUUCCUAUCAUAUAUGGCUUGAAUAAAGGAUUUACCAAGACCGCUUUCUAUCCCAUCCAGUGCAUCUCGUGGAACAAAAAGCCACAGGUGAAUCUCUUCUCCGAUCGCGACGAAAAUCAUCAUCGUGAACAGAAGCGACUGGUAGCGAGCGCCUAUAGCCUGGGGUCACUUCUCGAAAUGGAGUCAGGGGUUGAUUCAUGCACACAAACUUUUCUGGACAAACUCGGCGGUUAUGCGGAACGGCAGGCACCCGUUGAUCUGGGAGCAUGGCUUCAAUAUUACUCAUUCGACGUCGUUGGGGAGUUUGUCUUCGCCAAGAAACUUGGAUUUCUUGAAGAAGGGCGGGACGUCGAUGGCAUGAUUGAGGCCAUUCAAGGGAUGCUAGUUUAUGCUAGCAUAUGCGGCCAAGUUCCUGAAAUGCAUCAUGUAUUGCUCGGAAAUCCCCUAUUUCCUAUCUUUCUCCCCCAGAUGGAAACAUGGAAUUCCGUGGUCGUGUUCAGCUUGAAAGCUAUCAACUCUCGCUUGUCGGUGAAACGCGACGGGGAACUAGAGAAAGAAGAUUUAGAGGGUGGGAAAGACAUGAUGUCCAAGUGGAUGGCAGUUCAUCGGCUCCACCCAGAGAAGAUGUCUACAACGGACUUGAUGGUCCACCUAUCAGCCAACGUGUUUGCCGGUUCUGACACCACAGCCAUUGCUCUCCGCGCAGUCUUUUAUUUCCUCCUCCGGAACCCAACAAUCAUGACGAAGGUUCAGGAAGAGAUUGACAAUGCCACGCGCGAGGGCAAGCUGAGCGAUCCAAUCUCUUACCGCGAGUCGAUUACCCAUCUGCCUUACCUAGGAGCUGUUCUCAAGGAGUCAAUGCGCCUUCAUCCGUCUACCGGACUGAUUAUGGAGCGCCAUGUUCCCAAAGAAGGUGCAGUCAUUUGUGGCAAGAACAUUCCCGGAGGAACAGUCGUUGGCAUCAAUGCAUGGGUUGUGCAUAGAAAUCCCGAGGUAUUCGAGGCGCCAGAUUCAUUUAUUCCAGAGCGCUGGCUCGAUAACUCACCCGAAAAACUCAAGGAGAUGGAACAGAGCUUUUUUGUCUUUGGCGCUGGAGCGCGAACCUGCCUAGGAAAGCAUAUUUCCUUGACGGAAAUGCACAAGUUGAUUCCGGAACUAUUGCGCAAGUUUGAACUCAAGUUGCGCAAUCCUGAGAAGGAAUGGAGGACCAAAAAUGUCUGGUUUGUCCAGCAGGAGGGUUUAGUUUGUGAUAUUGUGCGAAGAGGAUAG